UUUGCCGGUAUCACGCAAGAUUUAUUUGACAAAGUUGAACGUAAUUGGACAUCUGGAGUGGUAAUUGACUUCUCUAUUUGGAUUAGAUGUUUUACGACCGACAUCUUAUCUUCAACUUUAACUGGGAGUCCAGCCGUGUGUCCAUUGUCAUGUAGCACAUCGAAAUUUGAAUAUACACCAGAAAUGAAAAAGUCAUCUGAAUUUCUUGAAAGCCUGAAAACAUGGUUCAAUUCCCUUCCAUUCUUUGUAGCUAUACCUCGAAGUUUACGAUACAACCUUCCUAUAUUAAGUUCAAUAAACAGACAUUAUCUUAAUAAUGCUAAACGCUUAGAAGACGAAGUUUUAGAGACAGUUAUAAGACGUCGUGAACAAUUAGGAAACUUUUCCGAAGGUCAAGCGAGCGGAGACGGAUUAUUGGAUACGUUAUUGACCAUGAAUAUAAGAGACCAUAAUGAACCUGCCGAAGAUGAUGAACCAAUGAAAGAUGGAGAAAUACGCGACAAUAUUAUGGAUAUUUCACUUACCAGUUCAGACACGACUGGGAAUUCCUUCUGCUAUUUCAUAUAUUAUAUUUUCCAUAAUCCUCAAUGCAAAGAACGUUUAUUAGAGGAAAUUGAUUCGAUUUUUGCUGAUGAUAUGACUCGUCCUGUUACAUACAAUGAUCUGAAAAAACUUGUCUACAUGGAAGCAGCAAUUAAAGAAACCCUGCGUGUGUUUCCAGUUGUUCCUAUAGCACCACGAUCACUCGCAAAUCCAGACACCCUAUUAGGAUAUAAUUGGCCGGCCGGGCAACUAUUUUUUAUAUCCCAAUAUAGUCUAAUGCAUAAUAAAAACGUUUGGGAGGAACCCCACAAGUUUAAUCCGGACCGAUUUCUCAAAGAUACAGAAAAAAUCCAGAAAAAAUUUUUUGUUCCUUUUGGUGAAUUGGAAUUUGCUUUGUCGAUCAUAUCUUGA
Messenger RNA from Acaulospora morrowiae, 954 nucleotides. The record is from the annotation of a GenBank genome assembly. NCBI's taxonomy places the organism in Eukaryota, Fungi, Glomeromycota, Glomeromycetes, Diversisporales, Acaulosporaceae.